Molecule: messenger RNA, 8787 nt
Organism: Pygocentrus nattereri (red-bellied piranha)
Lineage: Eukaryota; Metazoa; Chordata; Actinopteri; Characiformes; Serrasalmidae
Gene: ankrd50
Product: ankyrin repeat domain 50
Exons: 5
Coding region: 1101-5375 (1424 amino acids)
Molecular function (GO): protein binding
Source: RefSeq, a predicted model, not a curated record
GAGAGAGCGAGCGAGCGAGCGAGAGACAAAAUAAGGUCGCUUUUGGAAAUAACAACGGCCACUUCAGUCACUGCUGGGGGGGUUUUAAUCCGUCUCUUUCGGAUUACAAGUCGAAGACACCGACUCGAGAGGAACCGAGAGAGAGAAGGUGGCGGUCUGGCAAAGAGGUGCCUUGCUGAUUGUUGUGGGGGACUGAAGUCGACCUCGGCAGCCGCUCAUCAGUUCAUGUAAUGGAAAAUGCUUUGCCUGCUCUGCCCUGCAGCUGCAGCACGUCAACGUGAGCGGCGGCAGUAAUUCGCUUCAAGCCUUGAGCCAUUAAACCCCAGGGACUACAUUUAACGGUGGAUGCUUUUAAAUGCAGCCUUUCCUGUCAAGAAGGCUGCCUGAGUAUGACCGGGAUAUUUAAAACGCUGCGUUGGAGCCUGACGUCAAGGAAAUAAAUGGGAAAAGUUGGAAAACGAACUCCCACUGCUGUCAUCUUUAAACUCUGAGAUCUGUCAGCAGGUCCACUGCAGUUCAAUUACUUACUUAGUAGUUACUGUGGAAUAAGCCUUACCUUUAAUAACUGGAUACUAAGCUUGGAGUCACUUGGCAGUUGAGUCCCAGAUGUAGACUCACUCCGAAGCCCUUGUGGCAUGAUGGAUCAAGUUGUCCGAAGCCGGCCUGAACAGUGUUAACCCACCAGGCUCCGGCAGCCUGGAGCCCAGUGACCUGCACCCCUGUGCAUCCGGAUAUGUUCUAGAGAUGGAUAUUUUAACCACUUCUACUGUUUGAGUAUCUGCAUCAGCUGACCUAGAGAAGGACACUUCAGAGUCUCACAACUUUAACAGUGCAGUUCUGUCACCUUCUUGUUUGACAUUUCCUUAUACAGUUUUGCUUUCGACCUCAUUCAAGACCCAACUGCUUGCUUCCCAGUAUUCGUUGCGGUUCUACACAGUGAAAAACGUGUUUAAAGACUGCAAGAUCUUGUAAUUACUUUCAUUUUCUAAUUCCGAACUACACAUGCCUUACCCAAACACCUGAUUACUUCAGCAAACACUAAGAUGAAUUCAUAUAACUGUGCAUUCAAAUAGCCACGCCCAUCCACAAUCCUUUUCACAAUGGCCCAGACCAGUUUACUGCAGGGCAAGCGCUUCUAUUGCCGGGAAUGGGUUUUCCACAAGAUCCAGCAUUGCCUUCAGGAGAAGACCAACAACCUUGUGGCUGGUACAUCCGGCACCCUGGGAGGCUCCAGUGGACCCCCAAACACUGGGGGUGGACCCUCAUCUGGGACAGGGAAGUCAGGUUCCUGGGGGGUCCUGCUGGUUGGAGGCCCAGGCAGUGGUAAAACAGCACUGUGCACGGAGCUCAUUUGGCCCAGCGCUCCGCAAGGCGCCCACCGGGGCCUCCACCAGCUCUGCUUGGCUUUCCACUUCUGCCGGGCUGAGGACGCAGAUACAGUGUGCUUGAGCGGGUUUGUGCGGGGGCUGGUGGCACAGAUCCGUGGAGGUGGGCUCGUCCCGCAGUAUGAGGAGAAGAUCCGUGACCCUGUUGUCCAAAGUGCCCUGCAGCCUGGAGAGUGCGAGAGGAACCCCAGCGAAGCUUUUAAAAGGUGUGUGCUGUUGCCGCUGCUUAGCUGUAAGCCCCCCGCUCAGGCCUUGUUUCUGCUGGUGGACUCUGUGGAUGAGGGGGUGAAGGCUGGGGAUGGAGAAUCCAGGUCCAGCUCGUCCAGCCCCCGGAGCAUCGGAGAGCUGCUGGCCGCCCACCAUGAGCUCCUACCACCCUGGCUCCUGCUCAUCUGCUCUGGACGCAGACAGAACAAGAACAUCACCAAGCUCUUUACGGGUUUCCGCAAGAUCAGUCUGGAUGACCUGCGCAAGGCAUACAUUGUUAAGGAUGUUCAGCAAUACAUCCUCCACAGGCUGGACCAGGAGGAGGCACUACGGCAGCACCUCACCAAGGAGACUGCAGAAAUGCUGAACCAACUCCACAUAAAGAGUAGUGGAUGCUUCUUGUACCUAGAGCGCGUCCUCGAUGGCGUGGUUGAGAAUUUUAUCAUGCUCCGUGAGAUCCGUGACAUCCCAGGGACACUGAAUGGACUCUACCUGUGGCUCUGCCAAAGACUGUUUGUCAGGAAACAAUUUGCCAAAGUGCAGCCCAUCCUUAAUGUAAUUCUGGCUGCCUGCAGGCCUCUGACAGUGAAGGAGCUUUACCAUGCUGUCUGGACUAAAAACAUGACCCUGACCAUGGAGGAGUUUCAGAAAAAGAUGGAUAUCCUCUCAAAGUUACUUGUGGAUGGACUUGGAGGUACUAAGAUGCUCUUUCACUACAGUUUUGCUGAGUGGCUUCUGGACGUUAAGCACUGCACUCAGAAAUAUUUGUGCAAUGCUGCCGAAGGCCACCGAAUGAUGGCCAUGAGCUACACUUGUAGAGCCAAACAGCUCAAACCUCUGGAGGUGCAGGAAUUUGCCCUUCACUUGAUUAACUCCAACCUCCAAAUAGAACCCUUUAACUUGGCCUUGUGGAUGGUGUGGAAUGGCACACCUGCAAAAGACUCCCUUUCCACAUCCAUACCCAAAGAACAAGAGGUCUUGCAACUGCUGGUCAAAGCCGGAGCCCAUAUCAGCAAUGAGGAUGAUCAUGCUUCGUGCAUUGUACAGCAAGCACUGGAACGAGAGGAUUCCAUUCGCACUUUGCUGGAUAAUGGGGCCUCUGUCAACCAAAGUGACUCCAGUGGACGAACCCUGCUAGCUAAUGCUGCAUACAGUGGCAACCUAGAUGUAGUGAAUCUGCUCAUCUCUAGGGGAGCCAACAUGGAGCUUGAGGACAACCACGGGCAGACACCCCUCACACUUGCUGCUAGGCAAGGCCACACCAAGGUCGUCAACUGCCUGAUCGGCUGCGAUGCUAACAUCAACCACACAGAUCAUGAUGGAUGGACUGCCUUAAGGUCUGCAGCUUGGGGCGGUCACUCUGAAGUGGUCUCAGCUCUCCUCUAUGCAGGUGCCAAGGUUGACUGUGCAGAUGCAGACAGUAGAACUGCCCUUAGGGCAGCUGCAUGGGGAGGUCAUGAGGAUAUUGUCCUUAACCUCCUCCAGCAUGGUGCAGAGGUCAACAAGGCAGACAAUGAAGGAAGGACUGCACUCAUUGCUGCAGCCUACAUGGGGCACCGAGAAAUUGUCGAGCACCUGCUGGACCAUGGCGCUGAGGUAAACCAUGAGGAUGUCGAUGGAAGGACUGCACUGUCCGUUGCAGCUCUUUGUGUGCCUGCUAGCAAAGGUCAUGCUUCAGUGGUGAGCCUCCUUAUUGACCGUGGAGCUGAAGUGGACCACUGUGAUAAAGAUUGCAUGACCCCUCUUCUGGUUGCUGCCUAUGAAGGACACGUGGAUGUGGUGGACUUGCUUCUAGAAGGAGGAGCAGAUGUUGACCACACGGACAAUAAUGGGCGAACUCCCCUGCUUGCUGCAGCAUCCAUGGGACAUGCUUCUGUGGUCAAUACGUUACUUUUCUGGGGUGCUGCUGUGGACAGUAUUGAUAGUGAAGGAAGGACAGUGCUUAGCAUUGCAUCCGCUCAAGGGAAUGUGGAAGUGGUCAGAACUCUGCUGGACAGGGGCCUGGAUGAGAACCACAGAGAUGAUGCGGGCUGGACACCCUUACACAUGGCUGCGUUUGAGGGACACAGGCAGGUGUGUGAUGCCCUCCUUGAGCAAGGUGCUCGAUGCUCAGAGGUGGACAACGAUGGACGAAUACCCUUGAUCCUAGCUGCUCAAGAGGGUCAUUAUGAUUGCGUACACAUCCUUCUUGAGAACAAAUCUUGCAUUGAUCAGAGAGGGUAUGAUGGGAGAAAUUCUCUAAGGGUGGCAGCCCUGGAAGGACACAGAGAUAUUGUUGAACUGUUGCUGAGCCAUGGUGCUGACAUAGACUACAAGGAUGCAGAUGGCCGCCCAACUUUGUACAUACUGGCACUUGAAAAUCAGCUAGCCAUGGCAGAGUAUUUCUUAGAGAAUGGAGCGAAUGUAGAGGCAAGUGAUACAGAAGGCAGAACAGCGCUCCAUGUUUCAUGUUGGCAGGGCCACGUGGAAAUGGUGAGGUUGCUGAUCAGCUACCAUGCAGAUGUAAACUCUUGUGACAAUGAAAAGCGAUCUGCACUUCAGUCUGCCGCGUGGCAAGGCCACUCGAAAGUCGUCCAGUUCUUGAUUGACAAUGGCACUCAUGUUGACCACACAUGUAAUCAAGGUGCCACUGCACUUGGCAUUGCUGCUCAGGAAGGGCACAUUGAUGUCGUCAGGAUUCUACUAGAACACGGUGCAGAUCCUAAUCAUGCAGACCAGUUUGGCCGUACAGCCAUGAGAGUUGCAGCAAAAGGAGGACACUCAAUGAUUAUCAAACUCUUAGAGAAAUAUGGUGCCACAAGUCUCAAUGGGUGCAAUCCUUCACCUAUACACACCAUGGAGCAGAAAACUCCACUGUCAGUCACAGGAAAGAUGCAGUCACUCACUAUCAAAUCCAGCAGUUCCGGCAGCACGGGAGCAGGAGAUAUUCAGUCAACAGGUCGAGGUUUAUCAAACGGACCUGUUCACGCUUUCAGCUCUCCUUCAGAGUCGCCAGAUUCCACAGUGGACAGACAGAAGUCCUCGCUCUCCAACAACUCCCUCAAAAGCUCAAAGAACUCUUCACUGAGGACAACUUCAUCCACCUCAACAGCCCAGACAGUACCCAUAGACAGUUUCCAUGGGCUUAGCUUUACAGAACAGAUCCAGCAACACUCUCUGCCUCGCAGUCGCAGCAGGCAAUCUAUAGUCUCUCCUUCUUCGACAACCAAAUCCAUUGGCCCGCAGCCUGGAUCUCCUACCAGUGAAUUUGACUGGAGUCAGGUGAAACCAGGGCUAAAGUCUUCUAAAGGAGGAAAGAGUGGGAAUGGGACAAACAAUAGUUCAAAAAAGGAAGGGGUUGGAGACAAGAAGAAAUCAAAGAACAGUAAUGCUCCUCCACAGAGUCAGGUUUUGGAGUAUGAGAUGACUCAGUUUGAUAAAAGGAUUGCUCUCAACAAGCCAGUGUCAAACAUUGCAGUAAAGGAUCCACACUGUAAGAUAGUGUUGGGAGGCUCAAACCCUCUCGAUUCUGGCCAGUCACAGGAGGCGUUUUACAUCCAACAGCAGAGUUGUGCAGAGAAGAAGAGAAAUGGGAUCAUGACCAACCCCAACUACCACCUGCAGGGAAAUCAAGUCUUUUUAGGGAGAGUCUCAGUCCCCAGAACUGUGACCAACAGGGGACAUCAGGAAGUUCUUGACAGUUAUCCAAUAGGGGAGACAGAAUUAAGCCUUAAACAAGCUCUGAAACUGCAGAUUGAAGGAUCAGACCCUGGGUUUAACUACAAAAAAGAGACGCCAUUAUAACUGGCAUCUUGAACUGAAUCCAUCAUCCUGACGUUAUGGAGAAUGUGCCAAAGCAACUAUUUUCAUCCGCAAAAAGAUCUGGGCUUGUAUGUAUGAAUUUUCUCAGACCAGUAGUGCUUGAUCUAGGAUCUAGCUUUUCGUGUCCCAACACAGUUGAAUACAGUUAAAUAUAACAUAAAUACAGUUAGACCUCCAGAGAGGAACUGCUCGUAGAUCAGCACAUACAUUCUGAACAUUAUACAUACGCUCCCAGAAGUCAUUGCUCCACCGCCCUAAGUGGAACUCCUCAGAGGAAAUAAAAAGAACGAGGGAGGGGAAAAAAGUGAAAACCCAAGGGAAGAAUGUCGACUGCAGCAGAAAGGCUAAUAUGAACUGAAUAUCUAUGUGCCUACCGAUGUUACAGCCUACUCAUAUUCAUGCACACCGUCAUUUUAAUUUAAUGUAUUGAUAUUUAAUAUGCAGUGUAUGCACUUUUUAUUUUGAAUAAGAGAAAACAAAUCCAAAUCACUUGUGUUCACUUUCUUUUUUUCUUAUUUUUGGUGCUUGUUUUAGGUUUUAUUUUUUAAAAUCAAAGUAAUUAUUCAAAAUGUACAUUUCGUGUUUAUGAUUGUUUCAGCGUCCAUGUGUUAAUUCGCUGCCUGUAUAAAAUGUGCAAAUAGGACAGCAGUGUAACAGUCAAGUAUGUUGCUCUCUUUUCUGGAGAAGAAAAAAAAAAACAAUAAUAUCCGGGGGAAAAAAAAAGCAACAAUCCACUACAUCUCUCUUCUGAGUCUCGUGAACAUUCACUGAAAGAUCCCAACUUCUGUCAGCCUUCAAAGUAGAAAGCAUAUUCAGCAGCAUCAGUAACCGUGUAACGUCAAUAGCAGCCACAAGUUACUCCUUUUCAGUGUAAUCAACCAUAUUUAUUUUGGAAAAAAAGCCACUUUCAGUUGUAUUUUAUGCUGUAUCAUGGUGCUGUGUGCAGAUUUUUGCCUGCCAUUCUGGUUAUUUUUCACCUCCGUUGCCUACAUCGUAUGACAGUCUUAUUUUAACUUCAUAUCGUGUGUAUUGUAGUAUUAUUGGUGCCCUGAGGGAAGGGGCUUCUUUGACCCCACCUCACUUUUUUAUUUAGUCCCUGUGGGACUCAAUUUUUUUUUUAAAUCCAUUUAUUGUUGUGUUUAAUUAUUUACAUACAUAUUUAAACACGUGAUGGUGUAUCAUUAACAGAGAUUGGUGCUAUAUGCAAAAAAAGUUCUCAAUGAUUUAAGUGCAUUUCGAAAAAAAAAAACAUUUGUAAAUUGACUGUGGGUGAGUUUCUCAAGAUGCAUAUUAAGCUUAAUCUUGAACUGAGCUCUAUUUUCAGUCUAGGAUGAACCUUUUUGUGCGGUGAAAACCCACCCUAUGUUUCAGUGCACGAAGGCUUGCGGCUCUACUCUGCAAAAAAACAUAUCUUGCAAGUGAAAGCAAUUAUCUUACUGCACUGGCAGGUAUUAUUUAUUUAUUUUUAUUUUUUUUUAAGUAUUAUUUCUUGAUGACAUCAAAAAUAACUUCACAAAGUUUCGCAUAAAAUAAGUCAAAUGUUUAGAAAUACGUUGGAACCGUUUUAUAAGAUCUAUACAGUCUCACAAUGAAAAAUUGAUACUGCAUACAUUUAAGAAGCUUUCACUUGGCAAGAUAUACUUUUUUACAGUAUCCUUAUAUUAUAGUAUAUUAAGAUAUAUCAGCAAUGAAAGAGCUGUCAUGGCAAAGUCUUCACAAGUGUAACCCUAUAUAAUGUCUAUCUCUAAUGUCUAUCUGUAGACAUCAGAUGCAAGUAAUAAUUAGGUUUCAGGGCAUAAGUAUAAAAUGUAUAAUUGUCAAGCCAAAGUUGAAAUGGUUGGUGAGGGCUCAGUAAAAACAAUUGCACACUGCAAAAAAGGAAAGCAUCUUAAAUGUAGGCAAUUAUCUAUCUAUCUAGAUAGAUAGAUAGAUAAAUCGAUAGAUGAACAGACAGACAGACAGACAGACAGACAGACAGACAGAUAGAUAGAUAGAUAGAUAGAUAGAUAGAUAGAUAGAUAGAUAGAUAGAUAUACACACACUCCAGUUCAAAUGUUUGGAAUUAUUUGUUUCACUUCUACAAUAUCCAGGACUUAUUUAUACAGUGCGUACAUUUCAAAAUUAUAAGUUUGACACCAGAAAGCAAUUAAAUGUUUUAAAAGUUUUAAUUAUAAAUAACACUGUAAUAUGUAAUGUGCAUAACAUAUAGUCACAUCUGCAUUGCAAAGAUAUCAUCCCCCCCCCCUCCAAAUGUGUAUCAUUCUGAAUGUUUACUUUAUUAUAGCCUCAAUUUCAACAUUAUAUAGCUUUCUUUGUUAUUAUGGAAUCUAUUACAACUCAUUUAUCAUUCUGGAAUUCUGGACACAUCUUUACAGACAACUGUAAAGUAAACAAGUAGUGUUACAAUCAUUUUAUAACUGCAUCGUCAACAUAUUACUGAGUGAACAGUGAUUCCAUACACUGGUAUUUGCAAAAUGUUAAAUAGCCCCUGAUUAAAUGACAUAUUUUGCUGAUUUUCCAAGUGAAAAUAAGUUAACACGUCCACUUUUCUAUACAUUUUAAUUGUAAACAUAAAAUGUAAGCUGUGCCAUAACGUUUGCACACAUUUUCUCAUUUUUCCAUUAUGUUAGAGUUGAAUAAAUAGUAAUUGCACCUUGUGUACUUGUAUUAAAAUGAUCUGACCAUGCAGUUAGAAAGUCUCACUGGAUAAGAUCAUCGUAAUCAUAAUAUUACUUUAACAAUCUCAUAAUGAGAAAGAUUUAUUGCCUACAUUUGGAGGAUAUCGUCUUUUGCAGUGUAGCAGAAAACGGUGGAGGAGGGGUCGUGGAUGCUGUCGAGGGAUUUUAGACAUCUGUUCCCGAGUAGGCAAAGGAGUGAAUCUGUACAAGCUGAUUGUGUGUAGUGAUCCAUUUUGUGCUGCUGGCAGUGAAAAGAAGAGUGAAAUAAAAAGAAAGGCCUUUCAGUACAAAAAAAAAAACAGGCCUUACAAAGACUAGUGAAAGCUCAGGAUGUCUUAACAAGAGCUCUCUUUUGAACAGAGAAUGAGAGAGUGAGAGAGAGAGAGAGAGAGAGAGAGAGAGAGAGAGAGAGAGAGCCUUUGAAAAUGAAUUCUGGACAGUAUUCAGAAAAGUCAAGCCAUCUGUUGACCUGCCAUGUUGCUUUUUUUUUUUUUUUUUGUCACCACUCUGCAUGUCGUCUGUCUGUCUCUGUAAUACCUACGCCUUGGGAUUCAUUGAGAGAAAUUUGAGAGAGGUUUGAUUGUAAAUAGCUUACCAUGUACAUUUAAACCUCACAUUUUUAAUGUUUUGGUUUGUUUCUUGUAUUAUAUUAAGACAAAUUUUUUUUGUUUUGUUUUUCUGACAUAUUAAAAUGCUUAAUAAACAUAUUUGCUUUA